UUAUUUUAAAAAAUCGGCAUAUUUGCAGGAUAAUCCGUUUAUAAUUGAUUAGCAUCAGUGGGUUUAAUAAAAAAUAAUUUUAAAUUUUAAAUAAAAAUCAUCAGUUCUCUCUCUGCCGCCGCACAUCCCAAGUCUCCAGCAUUUUUCUAAAGCUCUCUCUCCUUGUUGCUUUGUUACUUUCACUCGUUUUAACUAUUCUCCUCUUUUCUUUUCUUUUUUUCCCUUUAAAACACUUCAUUUGUUCUUGAUUUUUAGCUGUUUAGUAUAAUCUAUUACCGCAUUUGAAUUAAAAGAAUCCUUUCGGUAUAUUUGGGCUAAAACAAAGAGAUGGUUGCGGCCACAAACGGAGCAGAGCAGAUCCCUACAGAAACAAUUCAGGAUAUAGUUGAGGAACUGCUUGAGGCUGCGAGGUAUGAUGAUCUCGAUGAUCUUAAAAGACUAGCAUCUAUAGGCGUCUCUCUUGAUUCUAAGGAUUCACAAGGCCGAACAGCACUUCACAUGGCUGCGGCUAAUGGACAUCUUGAUAUUGUGGAGUAUCUCAUUGGUAGAGGAGUGGAUGUUAAUGCUUCUAAUGUGGAGAACAAUACCCCUCUUCAUUGGGCUUGUCUCAAUGGGCACGUUGAGGUAGUUAAGAAAUUAGUUUCAGCAGGAGCAAAUGUAAGUCUUCUAAACAGUCAUGAACGGACUCCUAUUGAUGAAGCUGUCAGCGUGGGAAAGAUGGAUGUUAUCGAUGCAAUUAAUGCCACAAUGGCAGAAUUGGAGCUUACUGGCGUCAAUGUUUCCUGAUAUCGGCCCUCCUAAUGGAAGCAUUGGUUUAUAAUCUGAAAAGUAUGUGCCUUUUCUUAUACAAACUUACGAGUUAGCUUAUAAAUAUAAUUGUCAUCCCCUCUUGGUCCCUGAUAGUACAAUUUUUUGUUGAUUGUCAUAUUGGUCCAUUAGUGGGUGCCUUUCAACUAUGCCUAAAUACUUGAUGCUCUUGUAGUUCUUUGAUAUGAUAGAUGUAUGUUUUAACAAGAA
Gossypium arboreum is the source of this 1017-nucleotide messenger RNA. Its product is annotated as ankyrin repeat-containing protein P16F5.05c. Gene Ontology annotation, molecular function: protein binding. The transcript is spliced from 6 exons. The record is from RefSeq and is a predicted model, not a curated record. NCBI's taxonomy places the organism in Eukaryota, Viridiplantae, Streptophyta, Magnoliopsida, Malvales, Malvaceae. The coding region runs from base 328 to 786 and encodes 152 amino acids.